Molecule: messenger RNA, 4577 nt
Organism: Coffea arabica (coffee)
Lineage: Eukaryota; Viridiplantae; Streptophyta; Magnoliopsida; Gentianales; Rubiaceae
Biological process (GO): protein phosphorylation; signal transduction
Cellular component (GO): cytoplasm
Molecular function (GO): protein kinase activity; protein binding; ATP binding
Source: RefSeq, a predicted model, not a curated record
UUUGGGCGAGUUGGAAACGAAUAUGCCCGAGUGGAGAUAAAUAGAUUCCAAAAUUUGGAGAACUCAUCUGCUGCCACGUGUCCUCCUUACCUGGCAACCUCGGCAUCGCCACAGCCCAACCGAAAGCAUCUUCCAUCAAUACCCUUGCCUUGCCACUGCCCUCCCACCUCGUCAUCCCCGGUCCCCCUCCUCCCCUCAAAUGGCGCUCGUCUCUUCUGGAACAUGAAAUCUCACACACCCCAGAAUCACACGCAGACAAACUCCAGAUAUGCUCUUGCACCUUUUUGCAUGCACAAUUGUUUCUUUUCUUUUUAAUCUUUUUUCCUUGAAUUAAAUCGGUGAGGAGCUUGGUGGAAGUUUGUAGAAGAGGCAAACUGAUUCAGCAAAGGGUUUUCUCAAUUGGGUUUUUUUAUUCCUUCUUGGGUGAAUUCAAGGCUUUGUUGGCUUCAGAAUUAUCAGAAUCACCAAUUUUAGGGAUUCCCUGGAUGAAUUUUGGAUUAAUUGGGGUAAGUACUUUUCAAAUGGUUUAAUCUGUUGGGAAUAGUUUAGAAUUUUAUGUUGGAAAAGGUGUGAUUUUUGUCCUCUUUUUGUGGGUUUGAUGAAAGUUGUGGGAGUGGUGUUGGGGUGCGUUUAUAGGGUCAAUGGGAGUGACGCAAUUAGUUUUUGAGCUUUAGGAACAAGACAAAUUCAUGUGUAAUAAAGGGACUGUGGUUUUGAGUGAAUCAGAAUUGGAAUCUGAGUGUCCCAUUAAUCAAGAACAGCAGCAGCAUCAAGCUGUGUACUUGAUGGACAGCCCGACUGUGGCUUCUGGUUCUGCCCCAAACUUGAAUGAUGAGAACCCGCGUAUUAAGUUCUUGUGUAGCUUUGGAGGUAGCAUAUUGCCUAGGCCUCAUGAUGGGAAGCUUAGGUAUGUGGGUGGGGAGACGAGAAUUGUGAGCGUUCCACGUGAUAUUACAUAUGAGGAGCUUAUGGCAAAAAUGAGGGAGCUUUUCGAGGGGGCUAUGAUUUUGAAGUAUCAGCAACCGGAUGAAGAUCUUGAUGCUCUUGUCUCUGUUGUGAAUGAUGAUGAUGUGACCAAUAUGAUGGAGGAGUAUGAUAAGUUGGGUGCUGGUGAUGGGUUCACUAGGCUGCGGAUUUUUUUGUUUUCACACUCUGAUCAAGAUGGAACUAUGCAUUUCAUCGACGGGGAUGAGAGGGACCAUGAGAAGAGGUAUGUGGAUGCUUUAAACAGCCUUAAUGAAUCCCCCGAAUAUAGAAGGAAUCAUCUUAUGGACAACCAGUUUGUUGGUCCAUUAGAUGAUGCCCAUGUUGUUGCGGAGCAGUUUUUAAGCCAACUGAAUCUUGAAGGUGUGGUCCAAAACCAGCGGAACACUGAGAUGCCUAUGCCACAAAUGAAUCUUCGACAACUGACAAUACCUACUUUAGUUUCAGGACAGCCUCAGCAAACAGCUAGUCAGCGUUACAAUGAGAUGGAUGCUCCAUGGAGUCCUGCUUACUACUCCCCUAGGCAACAUGGGCACCAGGACCCAAGACAGGUGGCAGAAUUUCCAACUUCACCUUCGUCGGGACGCUACCGGGCCCAGUAUAAUGAGUUCUCGGACAAGAGUUUUGAUAGGAUGCCUGACGUUCAAAUGAACCAUCAAUCCCUGUAUGAACACCAGCCUCAAUAUUCAGAGAAUUUAGCCUUGUACACCAGUGACAAGGCUGGUUUCCCUGGUAACAUACUUCAUGGUGCAAAUGUCUUUGAAGGAAACAGUGUUUGUGAACAUUGUCGAGUUCCUUUCCAGAGAAAUCAAGUUUAUAAUGAUGCUCCUUGGAAGCCUGGGGAACAUCAACAUUUAGAGCCACCUGGGAAUGGGUUUCAUCAAGCCACUAACCCAUGUGCUGAGUGCCCUCCAAAUAGGGAAAUUCUCAUGUUGAACACAGAUCCAAACAUGCAUCAUAUAUACUAUCCUAGGGACCAGGAUCCUCGACAACUCUAUAGUGAAAGUCAGAGUCAUGAUAGAGGAUGGCUUUUGCCACAUCAGUCGAAUACCAGGCCUGAGGAACCAAGACCACAUGUUUCUGUUGCUGGAAGGUUGAGUGAUCACUACAUUGUUGAUAACAACGUGAGUAUCUCGCAUGGGCAUGUAAAUGUGUCUGAUUCUCUAUACAUUCCAUCACAUUUUGUCCAUCCAGAUGACCCUCGCUAUAUCCGAUCUGGUCCAGAGAUGAGCCAAAUCUUUCAUGACUCAACUGUUGCAACAGGAUCUCAUAUACAUGGUCAACCCUCAGAUGAAAGAGGAGUUCGGUAUGCGAAUCCACCUUAUGCUUAUGCUCCUGAUAGUCAUUACCCUGUUACAGGACAUACACCUGCGCAUGCUUUAUGGAGAAACAUUCAUGGCCCAAUGCAUGGGGGUCUUUCUUAUGAAGGAUCCAGUUCCCCUCAGUUGCCUGGUGGUUUGGUCAGUCCUGGAUAUAUUAGAGUGGAAGGCAGUCCUAGUUUGCGAGCUGGGUUAGAGAACCAGAAUCCUUGGGUAGACUCCUCUCAGAAAGUAGUGGGUAAUGAUGGGUCUCUACUACCCGACUAUCCUAAUGGCCACGCACUAAAAUUGUUGCCCACUACUUACAAUCAGGAGAGCCAGCUUCUAUAUAACACAGAACCUGUCAGAUCUAACAUUGAUGUGCUAAAUAUUGCUACUCCAACAGAUCCUUUUAUGAGAUCUGAUUCAGCACCAGCAGUAAAUGACAAGCUGUUUUCAUCAGCCACUUCUAGAGGAGAACCAAGAAUUGAGACUGAUGUUUUGAGACCAGUUUGGGUGGAUAAUACUGUUGAAGGAGGGCAUAAAGAAGCAAUUCAUCUGGAGAAGGCUGAAGAUAUUGGUGUUUUAUCCCAUCCUAAGGGAAGUAAAGACUCUGAUAAUGUCCAAUUUCCUGAAUCCAUCACUUCUGGUCCGAUGGUGCAUGGUGCAAGAAGCAAUGGCACUACAAAACCUGAAGAAAAGGAUACUUGCUUCCCUCUUGAAAGGGAACAGUCUGAUGACCGUUUAAGCUGCUUACCUGAAUUGAUUGCAUCUGCAAAAAAGGCCACCUUAGAUAGUAUUGAAGAGGUGAAAGCUAAAGUUCAAGAUAUUACUGAUCCGCGUGUUGAGCAUGAUGCAGCAGUAAAAGAAGAACAUCAAAAUGAGGCAGAUGCAUUGGAUGCUCAAGGUGACUUGGAGGUAGAUUCUGACAAUGAAAAUUCAAAUAGUCCCAAGAUUGAGCUAACUAAAGCUGAGGAAGAAGCUAUCAAUCGUGGAUUGCAGACAAUAAAAAAUGAAGAUCUGGAGGAGAUCCGUGAAUUAGGCUCGGGCACAUAUGGUGCUGUUUUCCAUGGGAAAUGGAAAGGAUCUGAUGUAGCAAUAAAGAGGAUAAAGGCCAGCUGCUUUGCUGGAAGGCCAUCUGAAAGAGAACGUUUGAUUUCAGAUUUCUGGAAAGAGGCUCUGAUAUUAAGCUCACUACACCAUCCAAAUGUUGUUUCUUUCUAUGGUGUCGUCCGUGAUGGCCCCGGUGGAUCCUUGGCCACUGUGACAGAGUUCAUGGUCAAUGGAUCUCUAAAACAGUUCCUACAGAAAAAAGACAGAACAAUUGACCGUCGGAAGAGACUUAUGAUUGCUAUGGAUACUGCAUUUGGCAUGGAAUAUCUUCAUGGAAAAAAUAUUGUGCAUUUUGAUCUAAAAUGUGAAAAUCUGUUGGUCAAUAUGAGAGAUCCACAUCGACCAGUGUGCAAGAUUGGUGAUCUUGGCUUAUCAAAAGUAAAACAACAUACUCUGGUAUCGGGAGGGGUUCGUGGGACAUUGCCGUGGAUGGCACCUGAGCUCCUUAGUGGUAAAAGCAAUAUGGUAUCUGAAAAGAUUGAUGUCUAUUCAUUUGGUGUUGUUAUGUGGGAGCUGCUAACUGGUGACGAGCCAUAUAAAGAAAUGCAUUGUGCUUCCAUAAUUGGUGGGAUUGUAAACAACACGUUGCGUCCACAAAUACCAACUUGGUGCGAUCCUGAAUGGAAAUCAUUGAUGGAAAGUUGCUGGGCGGCUGAUCCAGCAGAGAGGCCAUCAUUCUCAGAAAUAUCCCAGAAGUUGAGAAGCAUGGCAGCAGCAAUGAAUCUGAAAUGAUAAUGAAUAUAUUGCAGCAACCAUUUGCUUGUUUUGUACGAUUUUGUUCAUUUUUGAGAGGAACAGAUAUACUUCAACAAAGCCUGAGGAGAGACGUAAUUGCAUGAUCAGACUGUUGUCAAACAUAGUGGUGUUAAGAUGGCAAGGCUGUUCUUCCAAUAUGGAAGCCUUUUUUAUCUCCGUCUUGAGGUUGAAUUGUCUUGCUACUGUACAUAGUUUUAGUUGCUAUACAUAGGGAACUACUCCUCUGCUCCAAAGAUUUAGUUCCAAAACUUCCAGCUAUGUUUACACUCUUGUUUUUGACAAUAUAAUUUACCCAAAUUUCCAAUUAGGAAUUGCAUUGCACCAUCAAUGUGGAAAGUAUACAACGUAAUUGAUCAACUUUUCCACUCUCUCUCUCUCUCUCAACUUUGUUCAAGAAUGUUUCUAAUGAUGCAAAACUGGCCAGAA